CAGCAGACUGCACUGAAGAAGAAACACUCACUCAAUAGCGACCUACAUUACCACUAGCGUUAAACCCUUUGAGGAUCCUCCACACCACGUCUGAAAUCUGUAGGGCCGAGACGCUGCUGCAACAUUGGACCAAAAUGCUGCCGUUCCCAGUGAGAUGGUUUAGUCAAUGAAAUGUGUGGAGUAGAACCAAGAAACACUGUUUCCUGGAGGGAGAGAUACAGACACAGCAGCAGCCUCCUCUGACCUCCAACUUCUGGUCAUAACACACUUCUUCAUAUGUUCUUUAGUGGCCCUACGCUUACAUGAGAUGUACAAGGACACUCUGCUCGCCAACGUCCUUGAUCUCCACUAUUGUGACACACAUUUGGAUCAUAACUGCUGUGGUGAGUGUCAUGGCCGACCAGUCUGUUAGGAUGGUGACAGCCAUCGUGUUGCACAGUGUCUUCUUCCUCUCAGGUGCUUCUGCUGAUUGUUGUGGGAUUACAGCUCUAUUCAUCACUGCACCAAAAGAGAUGGAAGCACUGACUGGAUCUUGUUUGCAAAUUCCAUGUAACUUCAGAGUUAAACAAGGAAAGGAAUUUAACAGCAAAACAACAACCUUUGGAGUGUGGAUUAAAAAUGACCAUUGCUUUGGCCUUUAUCCAAAUAAUGUGAUUUUCAACAGUAGUGGGACAGUUUCCACAUAUCCGAUGAGUUUUACUGGAGACUUGAGUCAGAAAAACUGCACCACUUUAUUUUCCAGUUUAAAAACAACAUACACAGACACAUACUACUUCAGGGUUGAGAACGAAGAAUUUCGAGCAACAGCUUCAUGUGAUCCUCUCCAAAUAACAGUUAAAGAUUCUCCUCCAAAGCCCAGGAUUGAGAUCUCAGGUGAUGUGAAGGAGAAGGAGUCUGUCUCUAUAAGCUGCUCAGCUUCCACUCCCUGUCCACACUCUCCUCCUCAACUCACCUGGAACCUCCAACCAGACUCUCACCACAUGAUGGAGGAAAACACAGAUCGAACCUUCACAACUAGAAUCCACAAGAGCAUCACUCUGUCACAUGAACAUGAUGGAUUCAUCAUCAACUGUUCUGCCAGAUAUCCUGUGAAUGAAGGAAAAGAUGUAAAGACGUCAGAGGAGAGAAAGACUCUCAGUGUU
This is a messenger RNA of Gasterosteus aculeatus aculeatus (three-spined stickleback), 1142 nucleotides long. The record is from RefSeq and is a predicted model, not a curated record. Lineage: Eukaryota; Metazoa; Chordata; Actinopteri; Perciformes; Gasterosteidae.